AUGCACGAGAAAUAUGGAGAAGUCGUGCGUAUUGGACCGAACACGGUGGCAUUCAGUAACCCGGAGGCGAUUCCAACUGUUUAUACGGCACGGACUGGAUUCCCGAAAAGUGCCUUCUACGCGACUCUCCAAGCCUAUGCCCCAAAGGGUGGUAACCUUCAGGCCAUUUUCAACACUCAGGACGACGACAUGCACAAACGGCUCAAGACCCCUAUUGCGCCCUUGUUCACCCCUGCGAACGUACCCUCCUUUGAGGGUCGCGUUGAUGAAGUCCUGGAAUGUUUGCGCGAGAAGCUCGACGAAAAGUUUAUUGAGAAUAGUGAAGUCUUUAAUCUAGGCCAGUGGCUGCAGUUCUUCGCGUUCGAUGUCAUGGGUACAUUGACCUUUUCGAAGAGGUACGGGUUUCUGGAAACUGGGAAAGACGUUGGGGGAAUGCUGGGUACAAUCGUCGACUUCAUGAGGAGCUCUGCCCCACUGACACAAAUUCCCUGGCUUGACUGGGCCCUGCGCAAGAACCGCAUCGGGGACGCAUUCCAGCGUAGGUUCGGGGUCCAGGCAUCCCUUGGGAUACUCGGGUUCGUGGGCAGGGCCAUCAAGGAAAAGCAAGGGACUAUGUCCAAUGGCGAGUACAAGGAUACUGGUGACAAAUAUGGCCGUGGGAAAGAUUUUCUGACUCGAUACAUCGAGCUCCAGCAGAAUGACCCCGAAGUACCGCCCUGGGCCGUUACCGCAUGGACGUUCUCCAACGUGAUCGCAGGCUCGGAUUCGGUGGGCAGCCUCAUGCGCACCACAAUGUUCAACCUCUUGGUCUACCCACACACUCUGGAGAAGCUGUACGACGAGCUACGCUCUGCAAAUCUCUCUCACCCAUUUCCCAAAUACAGCGAGGUGCGCAAUCUGCCGUAUUUAGAUGCCUGCGUCCAAGAAGGCAUACGCAUGCACCCACCCUUCGCGCUACCCUUUGAGCGCGUUGUGCCAAAAGGUGGCGUCACGAUCCUUGAACACUAUCUGCCUGCCGGAACAGCGGUGGGCGGUAGUCCCUACGUCGUGAAUCGGCACAAGGGGAUGUUUGGUGAGGAUGCCGAAUUCUGGAGGCCAGAGAGGUGGCUUGAAAAGGAUGAAAUGCAUAAGAGGAAACUCGAACAGGCGGUAUUGACUUUUGGUGCUGGCAGGCGUAUCUGCCUGGGAAGACACGUAGGCAUCUUGGAAAUCAAGAAGCUAAUUCCGUUUCUCAUUCUCAACUACGAUAUUCGCAUCGUGGACCCCGAAAAGUUCGAGCUUGAAAAUUCAUGGUUCUUUUUUCAGAGGGGACUGUAUGCUAGAAUUCAGAAGCGGCCUAAAGAUGCGGGAAAUCAAUCAUGA
This is a messenger RNA of Letharia lupina, 1362 nucleotides long. RefSeq lists its product as uncharacterized. The coding region runs from base 1 to 1362 and encodes 453 amino acids. NCBI's taxonomy places the organism in Eukaryota, Fungi, Ascomycota, Lecanoromycetes, Lecanorales, Parmeliaceae. Gene Ontology annotation, molecular function: heme binding; oxidoreductase activity, acting on paired donors, with incorporation or reduction of molecular oxygen; monooxygenase activity. The record is from RefSeq and is a predicted model, not a curated record. The transcript is spliced from 6 exons.